UUCUGAGCUUUGUGAGAUUCAGUUCCCAAAUUAGAGAAUCUCUUGUGUCGCCUGAAGUGAUAACAUUCUCAUUAUUCACCCAAGGAGAGAUCGGAGCUAAAAAGCUAUCCCUCGCCGGAAAAUUCCUUCAGUUUUGAAUUACCUUCAAGCCAGACAACAACACAACAAGGAAAUCUUAGCCUCCUUUCCUCUCCCUCUCUCUAUCUUCCAUCUUUAUCUCUGUCUAUAGGCUUUGUCUUUGAUCAACACGAAGCUUUUUGUUUUUUUUUUUAUCUUUUUAGAAAAGUUUUCAGCCAAUGGAUUCGUUGGUUCGAAUCCAGUAGUUGCUUCAAAGGUCAUGGAUUUAGUCAGGGGUUUCUGGAGGAAACAUAGAAGGAAGAUUUUGGUGACGACGACUUGUUUGGGAAGUGGGUAUUUACUCUACAAACUAUACAAUGCUCAUACUCGUAAGCUCGCUGAUUUGGAACGAGAGCUUGCUUAUGAGCGUGAAAAUGACGAGAUCAUCAAAACCCAGUUGAGUUUUUGUAACCUCACACCAAAAGACAGAGUCUUUUUAUGCUUUUUACCAAGUUUGGUUGUUUCUCAAUUUCUAGUGCUUAUUCUUGUUUUUGGUUUUGUUCUCUCCAUACUCUCUGUUAGAAUGAAGGCCCAUUUCGAUAACAUUCAGAUGAUUGCUGAUACUACUACAUUGCCUCACGCAAUGCAUCACUUGAGUAGCCGUUUAGUUGAAGAGAUUGAUGUCUCUAGUAUUAUGGAUAAGCUAAGCAAAGGAAAAGGAAUAUUGAUUCCUUCUGAGAAGCUUCAUCUCUGGAAUGAGCUCAAAAUUUUGAGUUUCACGAGGAUGGUUUUGUCGCUUUGGUCUGUCACUAUGCUUAGUUUGUACAUUAGGGUUCAAGUCAAUAUUUUGGGCAGACAUUUAUAUAUCGACACUGCUAGAGGUCUUGGGAGCUCCCAUUUACUUGAAGAACUAGAUCUCAUAGAUAGAGAUGACGAACAAAAGUUUUUGGCAAGCGCUGAUUUUCUUGCGACUAGUGGCAUACCGAGUUUGAUUUCUAAUAUGCAGGGUGCAGUGAAAGAAGUUCUAAAGGGAAAGCAGUUGAAGGAUGUGUUUACCACAAGGGUUCUUCAAGAAACUGUGAUGCGGAUUCUCGAUGUGUUUAUGAGCACUGGAAGUCCACAUCACUGGGUAGAUUAUCUGAUGAUGUCCCAAGACGCAACCAGUGAUGUUUCCUCUUCUGAUGCAACUGUUACCAAGUUUCAUCAACUCAUAACCGAGACACGGGAAGUAGUCACAAGCAAUGAUUUUACAAAUGUAGCAGAGAUCUCACUCAAGUGUUGUGCCGUGGCGUUAGUAGAGGAGAUGGAAACACAGACCGCUUUAGCCAAAGGGAUGCAAUUGGCGAAGCUAUUACCACAGAUUGAGAAGACCAUGCCAGAGAUUUCAGCUGAACCAAGCAAGAACCGGUUCUUGCAACUCAUCCGAGAUUUGCCUGAAGUUAAACUCUUUUUUACUCUUUUAUACGCAAAUAUGCCUCAGUAGCAUCAUUAUUAAACCCCCAUUGCCAAAUUGUUUGCUCAUCACUUUUUAUUUUGUGUUUUCAAUUUACUUCAAAAUAGUAAAAUCAAACAUCUCUAGAAUAAUUUGUUCAAUA
Molecule: messenger RNA, 1652 nt
Organism: Arabidopsis lyrata subsp. lyrata
Lineage: Eukaryota; Viridiplantae; Streptophyta; Magnoliopsida; Brassicales; Brassicaceae
Product: peroxisome biogenesis protein 3-1
Exons: 6
Coding region: 338-1540 (400 amino acids)
Biological process (GO): protein import into peroxisome membrane
Cellular component (GO): peroxisomal membrane
Molecular function (GO): protein-macromolecule adaptor activity
Source: RefSeq, a predicted model, not a curated record